Urocitellus parryii (Arctic ground squirrel) is the source of this 392-nucleotide messenger RNA. RefSeq names its product alveolar macrophage chemotactic factor-like. Gene Ontology annotation, molecular function: chemokine activity. NCBI's taxonomy places the organism in Eukaryota, Metazoa, Chordata, Mammalia, Rodentia, Sciuridae. Gene Ontology annotation, cellular component: extracellular region. Gene Ontology annotation, biological process: chemotaxis; defense response; immune response. The record is from RefSeq and is a predicted model, not a curated record.
AUGAGUCUCCGGCCCAGCCUCUCUCCCCGCCUUCCCCGCCCUUCCCGGUCACUGUGCGCGCUGCUGGCGCUGCUGCUGCUGCUAACGCCGCCAGCGCCCCUGGCUAACGCUGGUCCAGUAGCAGGGAAAGUGGUGAGAGAACUGCGCUGCGUUUGUUUAUCCACCACGCCCGGAAUUCACCCCAAAAUGGUCACUAAUCUCCAGGUGAUCGCCGCAGGCCCACAGUGCCCCAAGGUGGAAGUGGUAGCCUCCCUGAAGAACGGAAAGGAAGCCUGUCUGGACCCUGAGGCUCCUUUGAUCAAGAAAAUCGUCCAGAAAAUUUUGGACGGCAGUGGAAACAAAAAUUAAGAGAACGGAACACGCAUUGGAAGGACUGUCCAGCUUUCAGCUGA